This is a messenger RNA of Zingiber officinale, 1791 nucleotides long. Its product is annotated as 25.3 kDa vesicle transport protein-like. Bases 711 to 1517 code for a protein of 268 amino acids. Gene Ontology annotation, biological process: vesicle fusion with Golgi apparatus; endoplasmic reticulum to Golgi vesicle-mediated transport; retrograde vesicle-mediated transport, Golgi to endoplasmic reticulum. Gene Ontology annotation, molecular function: SNAP receptor activity. Lineage: Eukaryota; Viridiplantae; Streptophyta; Magnoliopsida; Zingiberales; Zingiberaceae. Gene Ontology annotation, cellular component: ER to Golgi transport vesicle membrane; Golgi membrane; endoplasmic reticulum membrane. The transcript is spliced from 10 exons. The record is from RefSeq and is a predicted model, not a curated record.
UUGUUUCCUGCAAAAAGAUGGAAGCAACUAAGUCUAGAAUAUAUCCUUUCCUUAUUGUUUUAUUGUAUGCAUAUACAUAUAUAAAGAAACCUGUUGGUAGUUGUUGUCAUGCUUUGUGGUCCAGAAGGGUAGCAUCAACAAUUGGUUAGAUUAUCCUAUUAAACAAUUUCUUAUUUGUUCUUCACCUAUAGGGUUAGAUUGUUUUUCAAGUGCUAUUUUCUUUUUCAAACAUACAACUUUCAAGUCCUGAAUGCAAAUUCCCUUCCCAAAGAAGUCCAUAAUACAGGUUGAUGAACAUGAUUGUAAAGUUCAAUUUGGGAGGAGCUUGACUGCAGUAAGAGUUUUUAUUUUUGAUGGCCAAGAACUGCAGUAAGAUGAAUGAUGUAUGAAGAACUCAACAUUGUGGUAGCACAAGGCAUUGAUACUUCACUCAAUCUCCUGCUGUUGAUAGCAAUCAAGGAGAUUUAUCUCAACCAAUCGUUUCACCUUACCGUUGUUCUUAAUAUAGCCUCCUUGUCCUUUGAGAAGCUUUCAUGAAAACAUUUUCCAAGUUAGGUGAAGAAAAUAUUUUCUUAGAUUGAAUUUGUUGACAUUAUGCCUCUCACGAAUCAAGAUUCUGAAUGCCAAUUGAGAAGUCGUUGAUUGAAAAGUGAGUGCAUCAUCACCUGCUGCCACCGAUUGAAAAGACAAUUGAUUCAAUAAAGUGAACAAUGAAAAAGUUAGGCAACUGUAUAUCCCAAGAAAAGCUUACUGAUAACUUUGUUCCAACUUAUCUCACCUCCUUAAGCUUUCUUUCUGCUCCAAAAGCUCCUGCUGAAUUGAAUGCAAAAGUUGGCACUCUAAAGAUGGUGAAGCUAACCUUGGUUGGAAGGUUGAGGGAUGGACUGCCUAUGUCACAAGCACCAGCUCACUUGAAUGAAGAUAAUCUUGUCUUGUCAUCCUACAAGUAUAAGGCAGAGCUUGUGCUCAAGGAGAUCUCAAGAGGAGCCUUGACAAACCCCAAGAUGACAGUCCUUAUUGAUCACCAUUGUUUCCAUUGUCUAGUUGGAGAUGGAAUUUGCUGCAUCGCCCUAUGUGAGUCAUGGUACCCAAGGAAAUUGGCAUUUUACUAUCUUCAGGAUCUCCGAAAUGCACUUGCGAAGGUUGAUAGGAGAGUUUUAGAGUCAUUCUCAGAGCCAUAUGCAUUUAAAAGAUUUGAUUAUGUCAUUGGCAAAAUCAGAGAGAGAUAUUUGGACACAAGAACACAGGAGAAUUUAUUUAAGUUGAAUUCUGAUCGCCGAAAUGAUCCUGAUAUUGCAACGGAGGAAUUAGCCAACAUAAUGAGGAGCUGCCAUUCAUCAGGAUCUGAAGCAAGAACAUCUGCCAGUGCUCAGACGAAGUCGACAAUUUGGAGCUCACAAGUUCUUGAGGUGAUUGCCCUGAAAUGGACACCAAUAACAAUUAUUGUGGCCGUAAUUGCAAUACUCGUUUGGACGCGUAUUGUCCUGAACGAGUACGAUAUGUUAACAGCAUGGUGAUUUGAGGUAUAUAUCCAUCCUGUGAUGACUCAAAGAUCCUCCAAGGGAUUCAUGGAGAAGAAGAGUGGAGAAUGGAAAUGCUCUGGUUCAUGAAGAACCCCUCUUCCUCAACAAAGCAAGUCAUCACUUUACUGUAAUGGUUAACUUGCUUGUCAGCUAAAAUAACCAUUGAGAGAAUUGAUGUUAUUCAACAUGAUUGUUAAUAUUUCCUGAGAGAAUUUGGAUUCUGCAAUUUCAUUAAAUUGAGUUGAUGUGAUUUUGUUUGGAGACUGAA